This is a messenger RNA of Cucumis melo (muskmelon), 2176 nucleotides long. RefSeq names its product CBS domain-containing protein CBSCBSPB3. Lineage: Eukaryota; Viridiplantae; Streptophyta; Magnoliopsida; Cucurbitales; Cucurbitaceae. The record is from RefSeq and is a predicted model, not a curated record. Gene Ontology annotation, molecular function: protein binding. Bases 231 to 1850 code for a protein of 539 amino acids. The transcript is spliced from 14 exons.
UAUUAUAUCAUUUUCAAAGCUUUACCUCUCGCCUGAGGAGUUCACGGUGGCGACGGACGGGAGAGAGUUCAUUCGAACCUCUAUUCUCUCUCUCUCCGCUCGCUUUCUCCCUCCCAAAUCAACCAUUCUCGAUCCCAUUUUCGUUUUCAUUAGCCCUUUUUUCGUCUUUUAUUUCCAUUUUCUAAUCGUUUCUAAACAAUUUGAACCCUAAAUUCACUGUUUCCUUCAUCAUGACUACUCAACUCGCUCCUCCGGGAAGGAAGAACCCUCUCGCUCAGAAACGCCCUUCUUCCACAUCUUCCAGGAAGUCGGUAUCCGGCGAUAAUGGCACCUCUAGUAAUGGCAAUGUCCUCAAACCGGGUUCUCCUCAGUUGCCAUCUGCUGCUGUUGGGGAAAGGACGGUGAAGAAACUGAGGUUGUCGAAAGCGCUUACGAUUCCUGAAGGCACUACGGUUUCUGAAGCGUGUAGAAGGAUGGCUGCUCGUCGUGUUGAUGCUGUACUAUUGACGGAUGCGAAUGCUUUACUUUCGGGUAUUCUCACCGACAAGGACGUCGCUACCAGGGUUAUAGCGGAGGGGCUGAGGCCAGAGCAGACUGUUGUAUCCAAAAUUAUGACACGGAAUCCCAUUUUUGUUACUUCGGAUUCACUUGCUAUCGAAGCCCUUCAGAAAAUGGUUCAAGGAAAAUUUAGGCAUCUUCCGGUCGUUGAAAAUGGCGAAGUUAUUGCUUUGUUGGAUAUUACAAAGUGCCUCUAUGAUGCCAUAUCGAGAAUGGAGAAGGCCGCAGAACAGGGUAGUGCCAUUGCUGCUGCUGUUGAAGGGGUGGAACGCCAGUGGGGAAGUGACUUUUCUGCUCCCUAUGCUUUUAUAGAGACGUUGAGGGAGCGGAUGUUUAAACCUUCCUUGUCAACCAUCCUUUCUGAAAAUACAAAAGCUGCAAUUGUCUCGGCAUCAGAUCCUAUAUAUGUUGCUGCCAAAAAAAUGCGGGAGUUACGAGUUAAUUCAGUUGUUAUGACAGUGGGAACUAAGAUUCAGGGGAUCCUCACUUCAAAGGAUAUUCUUAUGCGUGUAGUGGCACAUAAUCUUUCUCCUGAGUUGACUCUGGUGGAAAAGGUAAUGACCCCAAAUCCUGAGUGUGCAACAGUGGAGACGACAAUCCUUGAUGCAUUGCACAUAAUGCACGAUGGGAAGUUCUUGCAUCUUCCGGUUUUAGAUCGUGAGGGAUUGGUUGUUGCUUGUGUAGAUGUUCUACAGAUCACACACGCUGCAAUCUCCAUGGUUGAGAGUGGUUCGAGUUCUGUUAAUGAUGUGGCAAGCACAAUGAUGCAAAAGUUUUGGGAUUCAGCCCUUGCUUUAGAACCACCUGAUGAUAUUGAUACUCAUAGUGAAAUGUCUGCAUUCAUGGCUUCGGAAGGGACUCUAAAUUAUCCAUCUCUAGGUCUUGGAAACUCAUUCGCUUUUAAAUUUGAGGAUCUGAAGGGUCGGGUACAUCGCGUAAAUUGUGGCACGGAGACCUUGGAUGAGUUGGUAUCUGUUGUAAUGCAAAGGAUUGGUGCUACUAAUAGUGCUAGUCGGCCUCUGCUUUUGUAUGAAGACGAUGAAGGGGAUAAAGUAGUUCUUGCUACUGAUGGUGAUCUCUCUGGUGCUGUAAACCAUGCCAGAUCCAUAGGACUAAAGGUUUUAAGAUUGCAUUUAGAUUUUCCCGAAUCAAUUCAGCAAACAGAAGCACAAAAUGAUGCAAUGUUAGGCUGGAAGCGUGGAUCGUUGCCUUUGUAUUCUGGUGCAUUUGCUGCUGCUGUUGUUUUAACAAGCAUUGGUGUAUUGUUUUAUUUGAAGCGUUCUAAGAUGUAAAGUCAAACGACAGAAUUAUUGAAACAGAAAAUGCAUGCUCGUAAAUUUUGGCAGCAGGAUACAUUGCAAUACCCAAAUUCUCAAAGAAACUGAGAUAUAUAAAUGGGAAAAGGUUGCAACACCAGUAGGGGUUUAGUAAAAUAAAUGACAAGGAAUACCUGACUUGAGCGAGUUCCACAAGGGAUGGCAUUUGAAAUAUGGUUAGUUUUGAUGUCUGGGUCAGAUAAAGCCAUCAUUUAUGUGAACUUGAGAAUUGGUUAUAAGGUUCUUUCUGCUAAGAAAAGAUCAUUGAGAAAUAUAUGUUCUCACAUGAUGUUAGAAAAGAA